Sesamum indicum (sesame) is the source of this 641-nucleotide messenger RNA. The record is from RefSeq and is a predicted model, not a curated record. Lineage: Eukaryota; Viridiplantae; Streptophyta; Magnoliopsida; Lamiales; Pedaliaceae.
AAAUUCAUAGGUCCAUGAUUUUAGAAACCUUGUGCUCACUGUUCCUCCCAAAAAUGAUUUUGGCAUCACUGGAUUAAGAAGUCAUUGGCUAAUUUUCACAACUUUCCUGCCAAAUCGUUAUGAAGGGAGGUUAGGUUAUCUAUGUUGUGCAAUUUAUAGUGUUAUUUGUUGGUACAUCUUUCUUUGACUCUGAAAAUUUGGUUUUUCUCUGACUCACUGAGUCAACCAUGGUCUUAUUCAAGCCAAAUUGAUAUUCUGACUUGAGGCAAUUUUGCUUUACUCUUUUGGUUUGUGUUUGGUUUUAAUAUAUGAGGCUUUCGCUCUUGGAAAUUGACAGAUCAGGGGCCUCUGGUGGCAGUAACAAAUUAGAUCCUAUAUCCUCUCCCGCUGGUUCUAGUGGUCGUACAACCUUCAAAAAUGAACAAGAAAAAUCAAUACUCUCAAGGGAUCUUUCUGCUGGACCAACUAAAGAGCGGCCCUUAGGACGAGUAAACGUUAGGAUGAAUAGUCGUGAGGACAACCAUGCCACUGGUCCUGGUCCGAUAUUAAAAGGGAAGGCCUCAAGGGCACCACGAAGUGGCUCUAUGGUCGCAGCUCAUUCAGCUUCUAACAAGAGAAUGGCAAUGGCCUACCAUCACUGA